Molecule: messenger RNA, 937 nt
Organism: Prorocentrum cordatum
Lineage: Eukaryota; Dinophyceae; Prorocentrales; Prorocentraceae
Source: the annotation of a GenBank genome assembly
GUUGGGUGGUGUCGUUUGUUUCCUGGUGCGGUACCUCGCGCCGCCUCUCGCCACAACGCGCCGAGCAUCGUCGCACCGUCUGCCGCGCCGCGUCGUGGCGGGAUGUAUCGUGUCGUCGGGUUUGUGCUCCGGGACGGGCGUUUCUCGUGAUGCUUUCGCUCAUGUCCUCCGAUUUGUCCUCUGCUUCCGAUGCGCCCCGCGCCCCGCAGCACAUUCGGCUAGCGGGGGCCGUUCACACGAUGAGGUAGGCGGCGAGGUCUGGGGGCCUUCGCCCAGAUGGCCGCCUUGGCCUUGGACGAGGCGGUGCUGCACGACCUCUUUCCAGAGCCGCAGGCGCUGCGAGGCGUGGAUGAGAAGGGGCACCUGCCAGACGCGGUCCGGGACGCGGUCAUGAAAAAGUGUCGCAUGAAGUCGGAGAACAGGUCCUGCUUCGAGUGCGCGGCCCGCAACCCGACCUGGUGCUCCGUGACGUUCGGCGUGUACCUGUGCCUGGACUGCUCCGGGGAGCACCGCCGGAAGGGCGUGCACAUCUCCUACGUCAGGAGCGUGGACAUGGACAAGUUCUACCCAGACCAGCUGGUGCAGAUGGCGAUCGGGGGCAACGCGAAAGCGUGGAACUACUUCAAGGAGUGCGGCAUGGGCAAGACGAGCUCCGUGGGCAAGCCGGUCGCCUUCCAGUCCCGCCCGGCCGAAAAGUACAAGGCCGAGCUGGAGGCUGGAGUGAAGGAAACCUGCGCCAGGCUGGGCGUCCCCGAGGUUGUCGACAGGAUAAAGGGCGGCGACGCCGCCGCGCCGGCCGCCGCCGCGGACGCGGCCCCCGCCGGCGGCGCCGCCGACGAGAGUCGGGGGCGCCACGGGUCGGCCCGCUGAGCUCGAGGAGCCUCGGGCGUCUUGGCGUCGCUCGGGCGUGGGCGUGCUUCUCGCCAAGGCCAGCCAC